Messenger RNA from Aspergillus niger, 627 nucleotides. RefSeq lists its product as uncharacterized. The record is from RefSeq and is a predicted model, not a curated record. Gene Ontology annotation, molecular function: protein-containing complex binding. Lineage: Eukaryota; Fungi; Ascomycota; Eurotiomycetes; Eurotiales; Aspergillaceae. The transcript is spliced from 3 exons. Gene Ontology annotation, cellular component: ESCRT I complex. Gene Ontology annotation, biological process: protein transport to vacuole involved in ubiquitin-dependent protein catabolic process via the multivesicular body sorting pathway. The coding region runs from base 1 to 627 and encodes 208 amino acids.
AUGAACGCUGCGGAGCGGGAUCUCUACGAGUCGUUGGCUGAAAUCUACGGCAUCAUCGUCACUCUGGAUGGCCUGGAGAAAGCUUAUAUCAAAGAUGUGGUUACGGAAGCAGAGUACACGGAGACAUGUACCCGGCUCUUGAAGCAGUACAAGUCCAGUUUGGGUGAUGAGACUGUUGCAAAUGAGUUCGUCGAUCUAGAGACCUUCAAACGCACCUGGGAGCUGGAAUGCCCUCGCGCCACCGAACGUCUCCGCAUUGGCCUCCCCGCGACAGUCGAACAAGCCUCCCACAGCACACCCGCCGCGAACAUGGCUCCAGCAGCUGCAGGCCCUGCAGGAGCAUCUGGUAGUCUGAUAUUGACGGCUACUGAGAAUUUCAUCACCUUCUUGGAUGCGCUGAAGCUGAACAUGGUGUCCAAGGACGCACUGCACCCGCUUUUGUCGGAAGUGAUCCAAUCCGUCAAUAAAGUCACCGAUGUCGAUUUCGAGAACCGGGGCAAGAUCAUCCAAUGGCUGAUCACCUUGAAUCAGAUGCGUGCAACCGAGGAACUCGGUGAAGACCAGGCUCGGGAGUUGGCGUUCGACAUUGAACAAGCAUACCUGGGAUUCAAGGCCACUUUGGGUUGA